Molecule: messenger RNA, 399 nt
Organism: Gongylonema pulchrum
Lineage: Eukaryota; Metazoa; Nematoda; Chromadorea; Rhabditida; Gongylonematidae
Source: the annotation of a GenBank genome assembly
AUGGUUUUCGAGCUUCGUGGUAAACCGUUUACGCUUCGUGAUACCGGACGUCUGGAAGGUGUCUAUUCGCUGUGCCGAAAUUGGAUUCGUGACAGCGAUGAUGGACGGCCGAAAGAAAAACGCGAAAUAGAACAUCCGGAACCACCCGAUGAUGCUCUUGUAUGGGAUCUAUUAGCAACGAAAGAAAUCUGGGCAUUGCCAAGACCUCAUGACAAUCUCUGCAUUGAUCCUGCACCUAAAGCACUGUACAUGGACAAGAAACUCUUAGCAAAUAUGAAUACGUCGAGUAAGAAGGAUAUGAUGAAUGCUUACCUGUCUCAUUGGAAAAUGAUCAAAAAAAAGUUAGCCAAUCUUCGUGUUUUCCGACAAUUUUGCUGUAGCAGUUGUCUGGUGCAUUAA